GAGAAGAAUAAUAUGUUCUCCACACCUUUUGGCCUGAGAUGACGCCAGAUAAGCGAACAAUGCUGCGAACAAAUGACAUUGAAGCCAUUUGCUGACGUAUGCAGAUAUGGUUGACGUUGUGUGUGCGAAAAGAGUGCGAGUUUAAUUGCUAUGGUUCGUGGAGAUUUGCUUUAAGACCAAAAGCUUCGGAAGUCCAUAAUCUGUCAGCAGAUGAUGCCCUUGGUCCGCAUCAACCACCUGAGACUACCUGAGACCACAAUAAAUUUCGUAUAAGUAACAAACCUGGAUACGAACUUCUUUGUAACCUUUUUGCAAUUCCGCAGCUUCUUGCCUCAUACGCUGAGCACUCAGGUUGGAUCUUGCCAUUUCUGUACGUCAACUCACAUUGGUAACCUGUGUGGUAGAGGCGAGGAGCAAUGUUGAGCGUUAGAAUAUCUUGCUAGAGGUUGUGAAAACUUGUGCCAAGUUUUAAGGCUGAUUGAUUUUUACAUGCACCAGGUAGACAGAUUAACACAUUGUCCAGGAGGUUUAAACAUGUGGUUGCGGAGACUUUACUCCCGGAAACAAGUUUUGGAGGAGCUUCGGCUAACCUGAAUUUGUUAUAAUUGGGGCACACAUAUAUUUAUACGAAGUUGGAUUUUGAGCUUUACGUGCACUAGUUAACCGAGCACUGGCGUGGAGGGGAGAGACCGAGGGCAGCUUGGUGGAUUUUCUCAACUUGUUGCUUAGAAGCCCUUCGGCAUCCGAAAUGGAAGAAACCAUGCAGAUGUUAACCAGUUUCGCCGAAGCAUGCAACAACAACGUGCAGGAUUAUGAAUGGGGAUUGUCCUUCAAAAACUUUUUUGGGGACAGCAAUGACGAGGAGAAUUCCGCGCUGCCAAGGAAAUUUCAUCGUUUUGGCUCAUUAUCGUCCCACGGGAGCGCGAGCAAGUCUGAGUCACCAAAAUGCCGGUCCACCCGUCCUCUCACAAUUGCACUCCCUGGUCACUUGGACAAAGACACCAAAUCUUUGAUAUUCGGCGACCUUGAAAGUAUGUUCUCGCGUCCUUCCAGCCCUUGGAGUAACAAGCGUGUGCUUUGCAACAACCUGAGUGGACCAAACAUGUGCAAUCCACUGCCUCGCGGCCACUAUGAUAGCGAUUCCUCCUACAACAAAAGCGACGUCGACGACAUGAUCCUUGUGAAAUCCAUCGAGAAUGGUUGGGCGCGUCUCUCACCAAACCGCAGUGCAGGUGAUGUGGCUUUCCCCGCAAAAAAUCCUGAGAAAGAGCUGACGUCGAACUCACAGUCCAUCGCAGCGACAGAAGAGCCAGUAUACGUAUCGGAAUCUGUCGCAUCCUCGACCAUGGAGACCCGCCGUAUGACCUGCACUGUCCCUGCACUGAAGACGAGAAAGAACCCCAACAGUGCCUCCAGGUGUCGGAAGACAGGUAGGCCGAGGCAGGCUAAUCUGCAGCAUUACAGGGGCGUGAGGCGGCGGACUUGGGGUAGGUACGCAGCCGAGAUUCGCGAUUCCAGCCGACCUGGAUCGCACUUAUGGCUGGGGACUUUCGACACGGCAGAAGAAGCGGCACUCGCAUACGACGAUGCGGCUCUGAGACUCCGUGGAUCACGUGCACUCUUGAAUUUUCCCCUCAGAGCAGCAAGUGGGCUCAACGUGCAGCUGCUGACAACAAGCAGAUCAAAAGUAUCACGCAAGGCUGUAGCGGCCGAUCAGGUGGAAGCACAAAACCAAAACCAGACCGACUACCCCAAAAAAGUCGAAAGACGAAAGAGGUCUAAGGAAAUCCCACAACUGGAAUCAGAUCUCUUUGACGUGAGCAAACAUCUUCGCGCCAUUGCAACUCCAGAUGUUGCUGAAGAUUCACCUCGACACGGUACUGUUUCUACACCAAGCACGUGGACCUAGACUCCGAUGUCUUUCAUGCCUUCAUUAUCUGCGGCCAUCAAACCACUGAGUUCGCGGUCGUCGAGCUCCAUCGUUAGCUUCUAGAUUCAGCCUACUGAACACUCUCAGGCUCCUUGAUUACAGUUAAGAUCAGGCAUUAAUAUGCGGUGCAGGUCAUCGCUGCAGUUUACAACGAUGUCGUGCCAAGGGACACUGGCAGUUAGGCCGUUAACAUCAGGCACCAACUUCAUCGAUAC
Messenger RNA from Physcomitrium patens, 2145 nucleotides. RefSeq lists its product as uncharacterized. Gene Ontology annotation, molecular function: DNA-binding transcription factor activity; DNA binding. Gene Ontology annotation, biological process: ethylene-activated signaling pathway; regulation of DNA-templated transcription. The record is from RefSeq and is a predicted model, not a curated record. Lineage: Eukaryota; Viridiplantae; Streptophyta; Bryopsida; Funariales; Funariaceae.